AUUUUUCAAAAUAAACUGCAAUAUUUUAUUCCGAUAGAUAUAGAAUGAAUUUUCCCACCUUUUUUCGCCAUUUUAUUCAGAUUUAGUUAUUCUCAUCCCAAUCGGAAACAGUGCUUGCAUGCUUGUAGAGUUCCACAACAGAUCUGAACGAUCGAUUCUCUAUUUUCGUGGGCAAUGGGUGGCUUCACCGCUGAAGAUCUGUCCACCAUCGGCGGAAUCGCCACCGUCUCGCUCCUCCAUUCCUUCAUUCCCACUCACUGGCUUCCUUUCUCCAUUGUAGGUCGCGCGCAGAAAUGGACUCUUUCCACAACUCUUAUCGUCACUGCUCUUGGAGCAAUUUUGCAUGUAAUAUCCACUUCACUGCUUGGUAUAACGGCAAUUACCAUGGCGAACACUAUUGCUGGUGAAGAAACAGUGCAUAAGGUUGCUUCACUUUUGCUUGUAUUUCUGGGUGGUAGUUAUAUACUGUUGUUUCUGACGGGAAAGGGUGGCCAUAGUCAUUCACACAACCAACCAAUGGAGAAAAUGGCUGUAGCUGGACUUAUUCUUGUUCCCGCUUUGUCUCCUUGUGCUACAACUCUCCCAGUAUUUCUCGCAGUUGGAAAUUCAUCUUCCAUGAUGGUGCUUGCCAUCGUAGUACUAUUGUUCAGCACAAUAACUGUGAUGACUUCGCUGGUAGCAUUGUCGUUUUACGGAGCCAGUCAGCUGAAGUUUCACUGGGUGGAGCGGUAUGACAAACUUCUUGUUGGUUCAGUGCUUUGUUUAGUUGGAGUCUUGACCCUACUUUUCCAUGAUCAUGAUCAUGGAGACGUGAUUUCGAUUGGAGAGCAGCACUCACAUAGGAAGAUUAUUUCCUUUUGAGAUCUAUAAAUGUUUUGUAAUUACAUGUUUUUGAGCAUCGUCAAGGUGGUGUUUUCAUCUUGUAGUAGAAGGAAAAGAAAAGAAGGAAAACAGAUGUUUCUGUUCAGGAGAAUUGAUCACCUUGGUCAAGUUUAAGUGUUUGUAUACUGAGUUUACUGUGAGAAGUUAAUGAAUAUUCAAAUUAUCAAUUA
Messenger RNA from Vigna angularis (adzuki bean), 1052 nucleotides. RefSeq lists its product as uncharacterized. The coding region runs from base 175 to 861 and encodes 228 amino acids. The transcript is spliced from 3 exons. Lineage: Eukaryota; Viridiplantae; Streptophyta; Magnoliopsida; Fabales; Fabaceae. The record is from RefSeq and is a predicted model, not a curated record.